AACUCGUCGUCUUCUUCUUCCUUCUCGUUCCUCUGCUUACAUACUGUAACUCCAUGGAUAUCACUUCUACAAGGUCGAAGAAGAAUGGAACCUCAAAUUCCGACGACUCUGACGGCCGCGACAGCAGAGCGAUAGUCAGAAGGAGGCCGCCGACGAUAGCGGAGCUUUUGGCAUCCACAAGCUCUACACUCGCGACGAUCAUGUUCACGUGGACGAUCAUCCGCCAGUACUGUCCUCACAACCUCCGCCAAUAUCUCCAUAGAUAUUUAAACAAGUUCAUCGAUUACAUCUAUCCUAAUCCGUACGUUCGAAUCGCAAUCUACGAAUUCCUUGGGGAACGCCUCAAUCGAAGCAAAGCCUUCGCAGCGGUUGAAUCUUAUCUGAGCACUAAACUUUCAGAUGAUGCGAAAAGACUCAAAGCCGAGGUCGGGGAUAACAAGAACAAUUUCUCACUGAAUAUAGACGAGUACGAAAAAAUUACCGAUGAAUAUGAAAACGCCGAAUUCUGGUGGACUUUGAGCAAAAUCACUGGAUCGGCAAAGAAAUCUACCUCUCUGUAUCCAGAGCCCGAUCGGAGAUACUAUCAACUUAAAUUUCACAAGAAGCAUCGAAGCCUUGUAACUGAAUCGUAUUUGAAGCAUGUACUGAAGGAAGGGAGAGAAAUCAAAGUGAAUCGAAGGCAGAGGAAGCUGUACACUAAUGGAACUGGAAAUCGAUGGACGAUUCACCGGCAAACGACGAUGUGGAGCGAAGUGUACUUCGAGCAUCCUGCUAACUUUGAUACAAUCGCCAUGGAUCCAGAGAAGAAGCAAGAGAUUGUAGAAGAUUUACUCACAUUUAGGGAAAGCAAAGAUUAUUACGCUCGAAUCGGCAAAGCUUGGAAACGAGGCUACCUUCUGUACGGCCCGCCAGGGACGGGGAAAUCGACGAUGAUAGCCGCCAUGGCAAAUUUGCUCAACUACGACGUUUACGAUUUGGAAUUAACGGCGGUGAAGGACAAUACAGAGCUUCGGAAGCUUCUAAUUGAAACGACGAGUAAAUCGAUAAUCGUUAUCGAAGACAUCGAUUGUUCACUGGAACUCACAGGGCAGAGGAAAAUCAAGAAGGAAGGAAGCUCGAAAGACGAGGAGAAAGUGAAAGAGAAAGAGAAGCUAAUUAAGGAACAUUUGAAGAAAGAAGAAGAAGAAGUGAAAAGCAGAGUGACUCUGUCUGGCUUGCUGAAUUUCAUCGACGGAAUUUGGUCGGCGUGCGGCGGAGAGAGGCUGAUCGUUUUCACCACAAAUCACGUGGAGAAGCUCGAUCCAGCGUUGAUUCGAAGUGGACGAAUGGACAAACACAUCGAGCUCUCUUACUGCACCUUUGAAGCCUUCAAAGUACUGUCUAAGAACUACUUGAACAUCGAAACACAUGAGCUUUUUGAGGAGAUUCAAGACCUUAUCAAAGGAGCAAAAAUCACGCCGGCGGAUGUUGCAGAGAAUCUCAUGCCGAAAUCCCGGCAAGAAGUCGCUGAGAAUUCGCUUCGUAGGUUGAUUCGUAGCCUGGAAGAGCUGAAGCGCGCGGCGGAGAUUGAGUCAACAAAGGAAGAGAAACGGGCAGAAAAAUCAGAAGAGUCUCCAAAAUCAAUAGCUGUUCUUGAAAGUGUGGACUGAUUGGUCAGGAUUUUGGCUUGCGGAGCAAGGCAAGAAAAUGGUGAUGAGCAAUGAAGAAGGAAAAUGGUUAAACAAAAGAAUCCAAAAUUUAUAUAUUCUAUGCCAUUUGGAAGGUUUGAGAGGUGACCCAACAAUUUUUUAUUCAUCACUAAGGUUAGUGGUCUUUACUUUUUUCUUUUGGUGAAAGUCCAAGUAAGAUCGUGAUGAUGAGCUAAUGAUGAUUCGUUCAUGCUGUAGGCAAGUUGAAAGGGUAAGUUAAUUCUAGCCAAUUAUAUUAGGGGUAGGAUUAUCUAGCCAAGUCACAUUAAUGAACAUGUUGUAAAGUCUAUUAGCUUGACACCCCUCGAUCUAAACACUGACGUACGUGUUAAACAUGUUGGACAUAAAAAGUGAUAUAAGACUUGGGUCCACCUGGUCUAGUCAUAGACUCGAGAGUAAAAACAUGUUGAUGACAAAAACACCACACCAAGUAUGCUCCUUGCACGUUAGUUCAACACCUCGACUGUCGACUUGUGUGGAACGUGUGAGUUUUUCAUUUUUCUUUGAGUGAUCGAAGAAAAGAAUCCGAAAAAAAAAUAUUGAUUCGAAAAG
Messenger RNA from Cucurbita pepo subsp. pepo (vegetable marrow), 2240 nucleotides. The record is from RefSeq and is a predicted model, not a curated record. Lineage: Eukaryota; Viridiplantae; Streptophyta; Magnoliopsida; Cucurbitales; Cucurbitaceae.